AUGGCGGCUGCUAGUGCUAGUGCUAGUUCUAGUUAUGCUGGUGGUGGCGGUGGUGGCUGUGGCUGUGGAGGCGGAGGUGGUGGAGGUGGUGGCUGUGGAGGUGGAGGUGGAGCUCUGGUAUGGAAGAUGGUUCGUAAAUGUACAAGCAAAAGAAACAACUUGAUGAAAGAAGAAGCCAUCCGGCCGGUUGGAACAAGAGAAAGUGGAGGAAACCGCACCGAGAUUAAGGAUAAAAAACAUCAAAGCAGCAGCAGCAGCGAUGUUAACACAGGACAUACUAUUAUUAUGAUGGAUGUUGCUUCUAGUUCUAGUUAUGCUGGUGGUGGUGGUGGCUGUGGAGGCGGAGGUGGUGGUGGCUGUGGAGGCGGAGGUGGUGGUUGUGGAGGCGGAGGUUGUGGAGGUGGUGGCUGUGGAGGUGGAGGUGGGUGCUAA
Messenger RNA from Papaver somniferum (opium poppy), 432 nucleotides. Its product is annotated as glycine-rich protein 23-like. Bases 1 to 432 code for a protein of 143 amino acids. The record is from RefSeq and is a predicted model, not a curated record. The transcript is spliced from 2 exons. NCBI's taxonomy places the organism in Eukaryota, Viridiplantae, Streptophyta, Magnoliopsida, Ranunculales, Papaveraceae.